This is a messenger RNA of Podarcis lilfordi (Lilford's wall lizard), 34889 nucleotides long. The record is from the annotation of a GenBank genome assembly. Lineage: Eukaryota; Metazoa; Chordata; Lepidosauria; Squamata; Lacertidae.
CAUGGCCUUCCCACCCCCUUUUCCCUUGUUUUGGCUCUGGCUGAGUAGAAGGAACACUCUUACUGACUGGGAUGAACUUUGCCAAAAGCAAGCAAACCAGCCAUUUGCUCACGCUGCCUUAAGAGGAGAGAAAGCCCCAGGAAGGAGGAGGUAAGAGAUCCCAGUUCUUGAAGGUUUCUUUAAAUCAGAGCCAGUCCAGCCAUUCAACCAGGUGAGGUCACCUGCUUCAGGUGGUGGAGUUUGGGGUACUAUUAAAAGACAGCAAAGGGGUAGUUCCCUCAAUUAUUAGUAAAGCCUUACCUCAGUGGGGCAGCCAUUUGAAUUUUUGCACUAAACUGUUUGGGCAUGCUGUAGAAAAAAAGGUGAUUAAUUGUGGAACAUGAUACAGGUAUAUAAGAUGGAGAAAAACUACCGGUACUCUUAUCCACAACAUGCACCUUCUCAUAAUACAACUUUGGGCCACCCAGUGAAACUGUGAAAGAUUAAGGCGAAGCAAAAGAAGGUGCUCUGCCAUACAAUGCAAAGUUAAACUCUUAAUUUGUGACCACAAAAUGUAGCAGUGAAGGGUCUGGCCAAUUUUGAUGGCUUUAAAAAGGGGAUUUGGUGGAUUCAAGGAAGAUAAGACUGUUGAUGGCUGCAUUAUGCCUCAAAGGCACAAUUGGGGCAAACAGGUAAUUUUAGACGCUGGACUUAAUGGCCUUACUGGGGGGAGGGGUGGCUUUUAGACACUCAGAUAAUCAUAGAAACAGAGUUGGAAGGGACCCCAAGGUUCAUCUAGUCCAACCCCCUGCAAGGCAGUCACAUGUAUUACUUCAGUUGUGAAGCAUGCAAUUAACAUUUCUCUCCCCACUCCCCUCUGGCAUUCCAUGCUUUACAAUUGUUUCUACAUCCUGAAUGCAUUAGAGCAAAAGAAUAAAAAAUAAAAUUGCUAAUCCCAAUUAAAAGAGCAAACGAAUAUGUCCAGUUCUGCAUUUUAAACUCUCUUAGAUUACAGCACCAUCAUUACAGGAGUAAAAUGCAGUUUGCUGCAUCUGUCUUGCUCCUGAACUCAUUCACUGAGGAAUAAGCACCAUUUUGCUUACUCUCUGAUUUCCUGCACUAAGAUACUUCAUGGGUGGCUGUUUCAGCGGGAAGUACCGUAGGUUGUUUAUCUGUAUGCAUGCUCAUUUAUGUUUGAGAAAGCUGGAUCUCUUCAUCUUUAGUCCACCCCCUCUUGCUUACAGGAAGAUGCAGCUCCCACUACUUCUUCUCAUCUGUAUGUUGUCUGCUGUAACUCCACACCACCAUUUAGUGAAGGAUGUAUGCACUGCCAAGCCAAAGGAUAUCCCUGUAAACCCUAUGUGUAUCUACCGCAACCCAGAUAAGAAGGCCCAAGAGGCUGCAGCCUCAGGGCCGAUUCAAGAGAACCUUCCCAGCUCCACCAACCCACGUGUCUGGGAGUUGUCCAAGGCCAAUUCUCGCUUUGCUGCCCUCUUCUACAAGAAUCUGACCAGCUCCAGGAAUGCCGAUGAGAACAUCUUCUUGUCACCCCUCAGCAUCUCCACAGCCUUUGCCAUGACUAAGCUGGGAGCCUGUGGCAACACCCUCCAGCAGCUAAUGGAGGUAACGUGGGGGCAGGGUUAUGUGGGGGCAGCCUUCUUGUAUAAGACUGAACUGGAGUGUUUCCUUUCGGAAGACUCAACGAUUUCCACUCUAUGCUUGGUUGUUAAUCUUUCCACAUGGUUUUUAGGUAUUGGUUCAGUAAAGUAAAGGUAAAGGGACCCCUGACCAUUAGGUCCAGUUGUGACUGUCUCUGGGGUUGCGGAGCUCAUCUCACUUUAUUGGCCGAGGGAGCCGGUGUACAGCUUCCGGGUCAUGUGGCCAGCAUGACUAAGCCCUUCUGGAGAACCAGAGCAGCACAUGGAAACGCCGUUUACCUUCCCGCCGGAGCGGAACCUAUUUAUCUACUUGCACUUUGACGUGCUUUGGAACUGCUAGGUUGGAAGGAGCAGGGACCGAGCAACGGGAGCUCACCCCGUUGCAGGGAUUCGAACCGCCGACCUUCUGAUCAGCAAGCCCUAGGCUCUGUGGUUUAACCCACAGCGCCACCUGCGUCCCUUAAAGCUCAUCUAAAACCAUAGGCCACCAUGAAUAAAGAAUAUCACAGAUCAGCAUGUUGCAUAUAGGGCAGUUGUGCAAACAGAACAAGUGCCCAUUAAACAACAAGACUCCCCCCCCUUUCCCCCCCUCUCAUGUGUCCCUAAAUCUGCACUGGAAGGUCAUACAGCUUUAAGUGGGAUAUCUCAGGUUGACAGAAACCACCCUGGCUACUGAUCCCAAUCCAGAAUGUCCUGCUUUGGCUCCAAUGCUCUGGCCGUGCCUUGUCCCCGUCACUCUUCCUCCUUCUGUUGUGGCACUUCUAGAAGCUGACGUCCAGAAGUACGUCUCUGGCACUGGCUGAGGAGGAGGAGGCCGCAGCUUCCCCUAGGCUGUGUGGACUGGCACUGCGCCUCCCAAGACCAUGUGGACCAGCGCAGGCUUCCCAGCGUCUGCCGAGGCAGAGGAGGCAGACCACCUAGAUCUGUACAUACAAAUUUAAGUUCUGAAAAUCAUAAGCUUUCAGUUACCAAAAACAAGACAAUCUUUUCAUCCUUGUAACUAUGGAUUGUGAUUUGCUUGGAACGUCAGGUCCACAUCAGGCAAACUGGCAUAUCCACCUGGAGGCCCCUAUAUCUCUAAACCAUGAGCUCUCCAGGGCUGUUACUCAGUGGGGCUUGUGCAGGAGGACUUGCAGGUGGACAGUGGUCUCCAGGGGCGUAGCUAGCUACUCUAGGACCCAGAACGGUGGGGGUGGGGCAAGCCCCUUAUGGGGGCACGGCGGCGACCCGCUCAAGGGGGCGCUGUGGCAAGCUGCCCACAGAGUCUGCCUGGUGGACGCAAGCCCCACGUGUCAUUCCCAGUGCUGCCCCACCCAGUGGAUGGACCGUACCCCCCGUACCCCCCUUCCUAUGCCCCUGGUGCUCUCCCUUGUCUCUUCCAUCAACAUAUGCUGAGCAGUCUCAUAGAUUCCCUCCCCCAAGGGACAGAGGGGAAAUUGUGCUCUCCCCCCCGCAAAUAACAUGUUUCAUCUUGAAAACUAAAGCUUCCUCCAGACUCUUGGUAUUUUGCUGGAGAAAUUCAAGUACAUACCAGAACUUUAGGGCUGUUCAGUUAAAGUGGAUGAAAGGGCUCUCUUGCCCUAGCACAACAAAUCCAGUUUAAGAAAGAAAAUGACAUUUUGUGAUCAGGAAAGUGAUGAGGAAAGAUGUGUAAACACACCAGAAGCGGAAUGUCCAUUGUCAUAGAACUACCCCACAAACAAAUCAGUACAAAUGCUGAGUAAAUACCAGACAUAGUUUGACCAUUGUGGAAACUUAAUGUCAGGAAAUCAGGAUGAAUGCAGAAUAAACAGUGUAGAGUAACCAGCCUCAUAUAAGCAUAUUUGAGUCAAAUUAAUGCAUGAAGGGGUUAAAGCAGACAUCCCUAACCUGCAGCCCUCCAGAUGUUUUGGCCUACAACUCCCAUGAUCCCAAGCUAACAGGACCAGUGGUCAGGGAUGAUGGGAAUUGUAGUCCAAAACAUCUGGAGGGCUGAAGGUUGGGGAUGCCUGGGUUAAAGCCAUAAAGUAGAGCUUAGCCUAGGUCACUUCCCCUCACCUUGGGAGGAAAUGGGCAACCAAGCCUUUCGUUGUCUCAGUCUACAUGUGAAAUUGGUUGUGUAAGGAGCUCUGAGCUGCUCCCUCCAACCACAUGGCUUUAUCAACAAGAAUGCAAUCUGAAACUAGCCUUUUUCUAUACCAAUGGUUUAAGAACUUGUACCAUUUUGUAAUCAAGCAAUAUUUUACUGCCUGUGCAACUUUUUCUGACUGCUGUAUGGAAAAGUACAUGAAUCUGACCUUUGAAUAGUUUUGUAACGUAACCAUUUUAUAAGUUCCCAAACAUGUGGUCUGUCUGUGAGGUAGGGAAGUGGGAUACUUAGGAACUCACUGGAAGGGCACAUUCUAUUAUAUUUCCAUCUUUUCUUUGCUGCAUGUUUUGCCAUGUUGAAUCUCUGCUGGGGUUCUUGCCUCAAACUUGGGUCUAGGCUUCCAGGAUCCCAACAAACAGAGUAGUAGCCAAGUGCAUUAUAAGCUAUGGUAGACUAAAAAAGUCUGCCGCUUCAGACGCAUCGUUUGGAAAUACAGUGGUACCUCGGGUUACAGAUGCUUCUGGUUACAGAGGUUUCAGGUUACAGACUCCGCUAACCCUGAAAUAGUACCUUGGGUUAAGAACUUUACUUCCUCUUUUUCCAGGUUUUUCAGUUUGACACCAUUUCAGAAAAGACAUCAGAUCAGAUCCACUUCUUCUUUGCCAAACUUAACUGCCGACUUUACAAGAAAGCCAACAAAUCAUCAGAGUUGGUGUCAGCCAACCGCCUCUUUGGGGAAAAGUCCUUCAGCUUCAAUGAAACCUAUCAGAAUGUUAGUGAGGUGGUUUAUGGAGCUAAACUCUGGCCUUUGAACUUCAAAGUGAGUCAUAAAUGUGAUGAUGCUAUUAAGAGGUGUGAAUAUAUUUCUUAUUCUCUUAGACAUUUCUUAACUUGAAGGAUAAAUACUGAUUUUUGCAAACUAGAAGUUAACACAGGGUUUUAUUUUGUUUUGUUGCUGUUUGGGAGCUUAGUCCCCCCUCCACGCUCCACAUUCACUUUUGCUCCUCAAAUGACUCACAUCCCAGCCUCCAUCCAGACCUGAUUUCCUCCUCCUCUUUGCCCCCUCCUACUGGGCUGCCCUGCGCCUCCCAGCACUUUGCAACUUUACUUGAUUUGUUCAGUGGUAAUAUUUUCUAAUUCUGUGCUAAUUUACUUCUGGAUUUGGCUGCUGUUAUGGACAAGUUAUAGGGUUGCCUUUUUCUUAAUGAAUUGUUAUGAUGGAAAAAAUGGAAUAAAAACGUUAUGGAGAACUGUUCGGUGUGAAUUAAGAUUUUCACACCUAUGGUUUUUACUUUCGGGGCUUUGGCUUAGAGUCGUUCUCUGGAUUUUUUCUGUUUAUUUCAGAAAAUGCAUUUGUUUCAUAAAAUUUACAUACCACUUGACUGUAACCCCACCCCUGAAGCAGUUUCCAUGUCAACCAGACAUUGUCACAAGUCAUCAAUAAGCUGCAUUUAAGACAGCGUAUGCUACAAAAUAUGCUUCCACCCCUCCCCUAUGGUGUUACUCUGUUAUUUCAUUGGUGUUGGCUUAGCCAUAUUACCUCCCCACCCAUAUACAGGUCCUAUUCUUUUUACAGAAGGUCAAGACAAAUGGGGUCCAUUGAAUUUCCCUUGAAGUUCCAGAACUGCAAACUACUACCAAGGAAAUUCUCUUUCACAGUCAGAAACUGCUGUGAUUUGAGCACAGUUGCCCUGCAAGGUGCAUUCAUUUACAGUGGCAUGCAUGUGCCAUUCACUUAUAAACACAGCCGCUUCCCUUAGUGCACAUGUGAGUGCUACUUAUGCCCAUACUGCAUUUUUCUUGGUUUUUUAAUCCUCCAAUUCUGUCAACUGGCCAAGAGGCCAAUUUUUACUGACCUGUAUAGUUUUGGCUGGUUGGUAACCAUGACUUUGGACACAUGACCAACCACAUGUUUUUUCCAAAUAGGCUGAUGGUCUUGUCUCCAGUUCUUUAUUGAAAAGUAUUAUGUCCUUUACUGUAGGUGUUGAACAAUAGUACUGAGGGACUGUGGUUGAGAAAUUCUAUUAGCUUUGAACCAAAUUAAAUAAUUAAACAUCUGAAUAUGUUGUCUGGUAGAAUGUGAGAUUUCAUAGAGCCUUUUCUAUGUCCCACGUUUCAGGAGAAGCCAGAAUUAUCUAGGGCACUCAUUAAUGAUUGGGUGGCAAAUAAAACAGAGAAGCUCAUCAAGAAUGUGAUCCCGGAAGGAGGCAUUGAUGCCCUCACCGUUUUGGUACUAGUCAACACUAUUUACUUUAAGGUAUGGAAAAGUCACAAGAGUGACAUGCCUGAACUGAUGGUUUAAAACCCACUCACAGAGGGAAGAGGGGCUGUUGAUGGAAGGAGAAAAUUAUUUUCUGAAACCAAGCCUAGCUAUGUUCCUGACGGCAGUGCGUGUGGCAGCCAUGCCCCAUGAUGAUGCUGGCUUCACAAAAUUGACUGAGAGGCCGAUGGCAGGAAUAUAGCUAGUCUGCAGAGUGGAUGAGGAGCCAGUUGUGAGGGAGCAUUGUCUGAUUGCCUGCCCAACCUUAAAAGGCAUAAUUGUAAACAUCAGUGGGAAUGGAAGUGAGAUCAUCAGUUUGUGUACCUGAAGCCUGUUUCUGUCAUGAUCCCUCUCAGUGGGCACUCGCUCAAGACAUCUGAACACGAAAUAGUUACUUCUGAACCUGUCUUAACAAAGAUGGGGUUCCCCCCCAAAUCUUCAGAUGCUUUUGUGUAGAUCCCAAUCCAUUUCAGUGAUGCAGAGCCAUGUGUGGUAAUUAUUCCAGAUUAAUAAUUUCCUCGUAGGGAGUAAACCUGCUGGGUAGUCCAGAUCCCUGGCUUCUGACUGAUUGUUCGCUUUUAUUUUAAUGCAUUAACCCAGGGCCACUGGAAAUCAAAGUUCGAGCUCGAAAAUACAAAGGUGGAGACCUUUUACAGAACUGGUUCUGAGCCUUGCCCUGUGCCUACCAUGUAUCAGGAAGCGACAUUCAAGCACGCCUCUAUUGCAAGCUCCAAAGUGCAGGUCUUGGAGCUGCCCUACAAAGGAGAUGACAUCACCAUGGUGCUCAUCCUGCCCUUUGCACAGACCCCCCUGGCAGACGUGGAACAGGGGCUGACAGCCGAGAAGCUGGAAGGCUGGCUGAAUGUCCUGAGAGAGGUCUCCAUCUCAGUGCAUCUGCCCCGCUUCCGUCUGGAGGACAGCUUCAGCCUGAAGGAGAAGCUAAAGCAGAUGGGUCUGAAGGAUCUUUUCAGACCAGAAGAUGCCAAUCUGCCAGGUGAGUCUUGAAGGGCUCCUGUGCUUGGAAAGAGGAUAGGAUGCCCCUCUGCCCUUCCAAGUAACCACCCUCAGCAUAACAUUUUAUGCAUAGAAACUCACACCUGGCAAAAAAUGUUAAAAAAUAAAGGGGGCAUUCCGUUUCAAAGAUCCUGGAGGUUAACAACUUGGAUUCCUAAGAUUCUCAUAUUUUAUUUCAAAGCAUAACAACUUUCUAGACCUCCUUAUUGUAAAAACAUCCUUCCUUGGAGGUUUUUAAGCAGAGAUUGGAUGGGCAUCUGUCAUGGAUGCUUUAGUUGAGAUUCCUGCAUUGCAGGGGGUUGGACUAGAUGACCCUUGGGGUCCCUUCCAACUCUACAAUUCUAUGAUUCUAUAUGUUGGCAUACCUGUGUUUGGUCUCAGGAAGUUCAUGGAGCUUCUACGUUCUGCUUGUCACUCUAAGAUCUGUAGUCACGUACUAUAUGUUCUCUGCCCCUUUAUUUACCGGCACCACUUCUCUUGUUGCCACACUGAUGCUGUCAUGAAAGAUCCAAAACCUUCAAAUAGUAAAGAUUGACUUCAAAAUAAUAUAUCCAGUUUUAACAAUCAUAUGCAAAACUUUGCUUAUAUGCUACCUCCCUGCCCCAGGCCACACACACAAUUUAUUAGGAAUAGCCUUGGUCUCAUUACCAUGAGAGACAAAAUAAAAGUAGCCUCUCCAGAUUUUCUAAGAAUGUAUACCAAAAAGUAAAUAAUAAGCACAUGGUAAAAACAACCCUAAUUAUAAAACUAAACAAACUUCUUUACAAUUAUAUUUUUUGCCCUGGUUUUGAAAGCCCACCGUCCCCAGGUGUAUUUGAGCAUCUGGUGGAUAAAAUGAAAGUCUUGCCCUGAAACUCCUGAUUAUAUCAGGUGUUGGGGGGUGUCUUUGGCCCCCCAGAUUUUGCUGAACUACAACUCCCAUCAGCCUCAGCCAGCAUUAGCAAUAGUCAGAUGUGAUGGCAAGUUGUAGGUCAGCAACUUCUGGAGGCCAGAGAUUCCCCACACCUGGUUUAUAUGAUCCAUCAGUUCAGACCGUCAACAUGCAUACAAUCUCUAAGGUCCAGUUCAGAGAUCCAUCUUGUGCCACUUUGAAUUGGGGGAUAGAAGUCCAUCACCAUAUGCUGGAGGGCAUUCUAGCUACAGCCUGCUCUAGGCCUUCUAGUGCAUUCCUUCUCUUCUGCAAUCAAUUUUAGCCAGGUUUGUGAUGCAGCUGCUGCAGCUUCCUUCCUUCCUUCCCCUCUCUCUUUCUCUCUCUCUCUCUCACACACACAAACACAUGGCUCCCACCUUUUGCAUCCUCUCUACAGCUUCUCAUGCAAUGAGAAGCAGUGCCAUAAGUGUAUAUAUUCCAUCACAGGGGUGCCAACUUGAAUAAAAUAUUUGAGGGGGGGCAGGUAAGCCCCACUCCACAGAAUUGAUCACAUGAUGUGGCUGGUGUGCGCGCGCGCACACACACACACACACACACACACACACACACACACUCUCUCUCUCACCAUUUGCUGGUCAUUUCUCCACAGACUCAAUGCUUAAUAGCCACAUCAUAAACUCCCCAAUAGGCAGCUUGCACUCCCCCAAUUUAUACUGUAAUUUUACUGUAAUUCUUGUCUUUUUCAGGGAUAAUUUCAGGUGCCCGGAGGGAUGUUUUUGUAUCUGAAGCAUUCCACAAAGCCUCUCUAGAGGUAAGCUGGUGCUGUUCUCAUUGCCGCUUUCAACCACCUUUCAGGCAGCUCCAGCACUCACACACAGGGGCUAUCUCAAAGGCAUUUAUGUUGUAACAGGUUGUUUAGGAGAGACAUUUCCACCAUUGUAAGAGAAAAGGGCGGAUGCCUCAAAAUGGUGAUUGCCCACUAUAUACCUUCCAACAUUUGUCCGAUGAAAAUAGGGACAUCCCAUUGCUCCAACGUAUAUAAAAAUAUAAUAAAACAUUUAAAAACUUCCCUAUACAGAAUUGCAUUCAGAUGGCUCGGGGUCAGAUAACUCCAUAUCCUCCAGCAUUUCUCCAGUGGAAAUAGGGACAGUCUAAGGAAAAGUGGGACAUUCCAGGAUCAAAUCAGAAACUGGGACGGCUUCUCUAAAUCAGGGACAUCCCUGGGAAACAGGACACUUGGAGAGUCUGCCACUAUACUUUUGAGCAGCAUAUGUAUAUAUUUCAAAAUCUGCUUCCCAAGUAAUCAGGGGGGCACCUAUUUAGUUGAUUAAUCUAACCAGUUAGUAAAUGAAACAUGCAACCCUAGUUAUGUUCUCAAGGUAUAGGGCAUUAUGGAAGAAGAAAGCCCUUAUUUCUAUUGGUCUCCAGUGCAAUUGCUCUUGAAAACGUGUGGCCUAAAUUCUGUGCAUCUUUGAUUGGCAGGUGAAUGAAGAAGGCAGCGAGGCAGCUGCUUCCACAGCAGUCAUGAUCACAGGCCGUUCAUUUCCUUUGAACAAACUUGUCUUCAAUGCUAACAGACCUUUCUUGGUGCUCAUACGGGAAGUUGACAUCAAUGCCAUUCUCUUCCUGGGCAGAGUAGCCAAUCCCUGCUCUUAACACCUCAGGUUGUUUUUCAGUGGUCCUCUUCCUGUUUUGAAACAGCUAAUAAAAAGGUAUCAUUGCUGUAUCUCUCUUAUAGUAUGACAUGUUCUCAAAUUACAACUAAACCCAUUCUUACUCAGCUGUGCGUUUUGACUCUGAAAUGCCUUCAUCAUUAUUAUUCUGUUAUUAUUUUUUUAUUAAAUUUGUUUACCGCAGGGCAGUUCACGACAUAAAGUUACAAUAUGAAAACACAAAUAUAUAAAAAUGCAUAAUAAAAACAAAAGCAAAGACAACCCAAAAAUUCCUCCUUCCACAACAGGAAGACUUGCAGGACAAUCUGCAGAGGCGAAGGCACCAUCUGCUUGCAUAUUGUGUGUCUUCCCUCUUUCAUGUCUUUCUUUUUCCAUCUGUCCUUCCUGGCUAGCAGCAUUUUCUUUUCUUUGAAAAUCUGAGUCUUGGAAGAAUAAAUUGAAGAUACAAAGAUUUGUUUCUCACAAUUUACUACACACACCUGCCUCUUCAGCUAUGUUUAGAGACAGUAGUUUAUUAACUGGUGGUACCUUAAUUUAGGGACGCGGGUGGCGCUGUGGGUAAAACCUCAGCGCCUAGGACUUGCCGAUUGCAUGGUCGGCGGUUCGAAUCCCCGUGGCGGGGUGAGCUCCCGUCUUUCAGUCCCAGCUUCUGCCCACCUAGCAGUUCGAAAGCACCCUUAAGUGCAAGUAGAUAAAUAGGUACCGCUUUAUAGCGGGAAGGUAAACGGCGUUUCCGUGUGCUGCGCUGGUGCUGGCUCGCCAGAGCAGCUUCGUCACGCUGGCCACGUGACCCGGAAGUGUCUCCGGACAGCGCUGGCCCCGGCCUCUUAAGUGAGAUGGGCGCACAACCCUAGAGUCGGACACGACUGGCCCGUACGGGCAGGGGUACCUUUACCUUUACCUUUACCUUUAUUUAACCUUUAAGAUGGCAGAUGUUUGGAGAGGCUAGCUGCACCACAAGAGGGGUGUAUUGGGGAAUGAUCCCUCCCCCCAGCCGCCCUGCAAAUAACAUGGCCACUCUAUUCCUAAAGACCAGGAACAGCGUGCGAGCUAUUUGGAAGCCAUUCCCAACUGAUGACAGCUUUACCGAAUAAACAGUUGGCUAUGCAAAUUUGAAUUCUAACUUGUUGACUUUGAUUAAUAAAAUGAAGGCCCCAAGUCCCAUUAAUGGAGGUUGAUCACAGAUACAAGGUAUAGCAAAUGGGGUAUCAAAACAAAAAACACCCUGCCUGCCCCAUGGUGUAUAUAGCAAUCUGUGCAUUUAUUUCCACUUAAGAACAGUGGAAGCAUUGAAGAGCACUGGAAGAGCACUCAAGAUCCUACUUGCACCUUGAACUGAAAUGAAUUCUACUUUCAGUAUAUGCCGCCUGAUUCUAUGCAUAUUUACUCAGAAGUGAUAAUCCUUUAGUUCCAUGUACCUUGCAUCCUUGUAAUUGUGCAUAGGAUACAGCUUUAGAGCGUUUCUUUAGCGGUUGCCAUCUUAGCAACAUUUUUGAAUUGCUGAAGAAGAUGGCUGUUAUCUUAGUUGUUCAUUAAAGCCCAUGCUGUGGUUUUUGGAAGAGCCUUUGCCACAGAAGCGAAUGAUAUUAUAGGGCUGCAAUCCAUGGACAAUGGCAAAACCAGGAAGGAUAGGUUGUACAACUUGUGACCCAAGAAAGCAAACACAGCCUAUCACUCAUAUUUUGUUUUGCACUUGACAACUUUCCUGGUGGACCACUGUACAUAGCUUUUUGCUUGGUGACAGAGUGAUUAAUGGCAUGAGGCAUGUACGAAGCUACCACUGUGAAAGCUGAAUGAUUUCAGCUUGUCCACGAAGACCAGUGAGGGGCUCCAAUAAAUUGAAAAGACAUGCGAAAACUGACUUUGCGUGAGUAGUGAACCUUAGUUUGGGGUGUAUGGGUUGUUAGGCGAGGGGCACUGCCUCCGGUAUGCUCCUUCAGGGCUAGUUUGCACACCUUUGGUCCCCACCUUGCAUUCAGUUCUCACCUGUGGUACCUACAAGCUGUCAGCAUGCAACAGCAGCCACAGCCUGGGAAUAGCUUCGACUGACAGACUUCACCAGAUGAGGGUGGCUGAUGGGUCUUAAACCUUGGUGAGCUAAGGACUUCCCUGCAUGCAAAGACAGGCUCCAGCAGAUUGGGUGGAUGAAACCAAGAGCGGGCCCAACGAUCAAGAAUGCAGUUUCCGCAUGUGCUGUAGAGGGAAGUGAGGGGCAGACAGGGCUCCUCAAUCAGGGAAGGCAGUCCAUCUAGAGAAGGAAAACUCUGAUCCUCCAUCUCCACUGCCUUGCAGGACAUCUUUGGGAGAAGAAAAGGCUAAGGAGUAAACCCUGCAGAAAUCUGGAGUGAAGUCCCUAAGAUGGUUGGAUGGCCCUUGUAUGCCUCCUUCUGGCAACUCCUGCAGCCAAGCUGGUGCCAAAAGUAUUGUUCCGCUUUCCUUUGGGCCACAUCAGUGAGGCUGAUCUUGUCAUUUGGGCAGCUCAGGACCUCCAUCCACACUGCCCAGGCUUGUGCACUGGGGAGGUCACUUCAGUGCUGAUAACAUACCGGUUUUACUUCACCCCUGGAGGUGCACUCCAUCGUCUCGCAAGACAGAUGGGUGGCAACAAAAAACCUUAGUUUGGGGACUGUUAAAUGGAAGAGGUGGUACACAGGGCUGUGGACAGACAGCCAAACAAAAGACAGUGCACUCCAGUUAUGAGUAUUAAACCAUUUAAUUCUCAAACCACUCACAUGCAUAACAUUUCUUUUACACAGUGUUAAAGAGGAAAAUGCAUUUGUUUUAAAAUACAAACAGAAUUUCAAGUAUACAUUUAUAGAAUUUUUCAGAGUCCUAACCCAGUUUCUAAGUUUCCAUUCACAUUGUUUUUAAAGCUGUUCAAUGAGAGCUUUUAGUUUAUUUAUUUUUGCUAAACUGCUUUAAAUAAGUUUGUACAAGUCUUUAUCUUCACUGUUGUUUUACUCUCCCCACCACCACCACCACCAGCACCACCACCAAAAGACACACUCACAGAAUAAUGACUAUAUUACCUCCCUUUUGUUUUCUUCCUCCAUGUGCAUGGAGAUCAAUGGGAGAAUAAAGGAUGCACCAAAUGUGGGUUUGGGAAAAUGCUAAUAAAAAAUAAAUUGGGCUGUUCUGCUAUCAAUUAUUGUCAAACAACUAGAUCACAUUUCAGCCUGUUGGAGAAGUGAAGUAUGAAUUCUGUUGCAAUGCAAUGCAAUACAACCAAAAAAGAGCAGUUCAAGAACUGCAACAGAUAUCUUGUGUGUUUCAGAUUCACAGAGCAAUAGUUUUAAAGGGUCUGCCAGGUGGUGGUUGAUUAGUUUUUAAAGGGGGAGGGGAGGGGACACAUGAUUAGGAUAUUUCUUUAACAAAAGAAGAGUUAUAUAUUUAAAACUUUAGGAGUGGGGCGCAGCAGAAGAAUCAAAUUGGAUAAUUCACCAGUGACCGUGAUCCAUUCUGAGCUGCAGUUUGCUCAAGAUUCCCACACAUCCCACCAAAAGCCAGACCACAGAAAGUGGGCAUGAGUGUCACCCUUUGAAAUGCCACCAAGUAUCUAUCUGUGCUGUGCAAUUCAGACAGAUAUCCCAUUGGUGCUCUCAUUCGUGAUGUGGCAACAUGCACAACGCAUAGCUAUAAUGCAUGGGUUCAAGGUAGCAGCACAGCAUUCCAAACCACCUGUCCUUUACAGGCACUCUCAUUUGGCAUCAGUGGCAUUCAAGAGGGUGGCACCCUAGCCCAUAACAUCCAAUACAGGGCCAGCUUUCAGUCUGUCUCAGCAAGAAUCCACCCAAGAACAGAUUAUUGAGGCAGAAGUUCAGGAAGAGAAACGCGUGGAAAAGUUAAAACCUACAGAAUUUCAAUACAGUUUUGAUCCCAUGGCAGUUUAGUCCAUCGCUCUUUAAAAGCUUAGGUUCUGUGGCUCAGCUGAUCAUUGAAAACCACAGCUUAGCUCAUGAGAACAGUCAAAAAUCGGCUAGCCCAUUUCACAAAAGCCACUGCAUGCCAACGUUCUCGCUUUCACAUUAUUGAGUGGUGUGGACAUGCUGAGACAGGAAAGGGUACACACAAUGCCUUUGCCUCUGGAGAUAGAGGAGGCAGCAAUGGCAGGCAAGGUUAACAUCACCACUACCCAUUGUCCAUCCAAGACAACCCUCCUGCAUGUAACAGGUAACAGCCACAGAGCUUAAAGUGCAUAUGGGAGGGACAGGAGGAAAGAGGUGAGGGUGCUUAAACAACCUACUUAAAGUGCCACACUACUUUUGAAAGCUGAUUUGCAAUAGAUGCUGGAAAGACUUCGCUGAGCUGUAAUACUUAGAUGCAUUUUUUAACAACACAGGUUUGUCUUUUCUUGUACUUGUCAGCAAAAUGAAGCUGCGUAUUUCACAUCCAGGCCAGGGAUUACUAGCAUCACUAAAGGGGGGCUCCAACUUCCCCCCUGCACCUACCAGAACUUUGUCCCGCAAUCUGUUUCGUAGGUCUCCAAGUGGCCCAGAAAACCAUCCCUGUCAACAAGACUGCAUGAUAAGAAACAUAAUCUAGAGCUCACAAAGAGGAGCUUCUCUAUAGAUUAAAGACCCUCCUUUAUCUUGGGUAUUGAUUUUCCAAGAAGUUCCAGACUAUUUUUCUGUAACCUACAAUGUAUAAUCAGCUAAUCUGAAAAUGUAAGCUUUGUGUUAGUAUACUGGACCUAGAAGAACUGGCUUGCACACUGUUGGGUAUGAUAAAAAUAUCCUGGGAUAACAGGAAUCUGCCUACAACCAACAGUAAAAACCUAUGAAAAACCAUCCUGAAAAAGUCAUCUUUUGGACUAACCCCAAAUUGCAAAACAGGACUGAGUGAGAAGGGUUGGGGGUGGAGGGACUGAACGCACACACCCCUUUGGGUGGACUUUACGUUUAAACUCCACUGAAUUCAAUUUACAGAAAGUAAAUUGGAAUUUCGUAAUCUGAAAUUUGUGCAUCAGAUUAGGUUGAACUCUAGGCGGUAAAAAGCAUGACUGCAAGGCCAGCAGCUGAAAAGUAGGAUCUUAAUUAUGCAUAGAUCAAGUAAUAGCACCAAAGAACUACAGAAUUGCUGCUGACGUUUAGAGCGCUGAUUAUGAGCUCACUGAAAACAUUCAAGAGUUUGUUGGGUGGAAUUCAGCAUUGCAAUCUCCAAUCGUACUGUCUGCACAGCACUGCAGUUUGCCAGGUGAAACAACCCCUCUCCCCAGUGUGCUCUCUCUCUGGGAGCUCUCUCAACACCCCCAGCCAACUUGGGGGCAGUGGUGGUGGUGGAAAGCCCUGUUGCACAAGUGGAAGUCUGGUUAGGUGAAUCCUGCAAACAUGCAGUUGCCACCCAAGCCAGUGCCUCCUCUGCUGUCCCAUAAUGUGGGGUAACAAGAACUUAAGUCUUCACCAUGUGGUACAUUGUCUAAUCCAUCUUUAUACAUUAGCGGUUGGGAUCUGUGUGUAUACAGAAUACACAUAUUGAUACUACACAUGGAGACAGGGAAAACAGGUGGAACUAGACAUACAGGGCACUGUUUUCAACUGCAACUCUGAAUUUGGUAGAACAUCUAGCUCGACCCUGCUCUCAAACCUAGUUUGUCUCAGGGAACUCAUUGUUUAGGCAGAGAGACACCUUCCGGUUCCUGAUAUUUUGGGGGGUGGGGUAAGUACUCAGGAAAAAGAAAGAAUGAGUAGUCUCUGCUGAACACAUUGGCCCCAAUACACUGGGAUGCGCUCAUUUGCAACCCUUCACAUUAAGUCAUUUAAACUUAAUUGCCAGUUUGAUUUGUUACAAAUCAGAUGAGACCUUCAAAUGCAAUACAAAGCCUCACUGAAUUUCAAAACUCACUUCUGUUAAUCUACGUACAACUGUACUCUUUAGUCUAACUAUCCCAUAGGAAAAAUAUGUACCCAGUCAUCAACAACUGCCAUUAUUGGUAGUUUAAAUAUUUUUAAUUGGGUUUGAAUCUCCUGGAGAUAUCCAACUAAUCAUUGUCUGGUGCAAUUAUCAGGUAAUCACAAACAGAGAACUGCCCUCAAUGCCUUCCAAGAUAUUGCAAACCAUCCCAUUCACAAGCUCUGUUCAGAAGGAAUUAAAAGUUUGGCAGCAGAAAACAACUACAUGUAAUUCAGUCAGGAGGAACAGCAGAAGCUUUUACUACAAAAGUCGCUUUCCUGCAACUAUUUUUCUAGCUGAAUUGUACUUUGCAUCCCAACUUUAUAAAAUAUUCUGGGCCACUUUGCUUUCUUGUCCCUAUAACCGCAGAUGCACAGCUAUCUUCUGGCUAAAGCUGAGCAAAGUGUACCCUUAAGAGCUUGUUCACCCAAUUAGAUUCAUUUACUGAGCGAGCAAAAGAUACUGGGGGCUUCAAUGCAUAACGCGAGAAAACCACGAAAUAGGCUCCAUCCUCAGAGGCAAAACAGAAAGUUUCUGUUACACCAACCAUUGCUGAAAUAUUCAUUUUGGAGAAGAGACAACACUAGUGUUUACUUGCAACUAAUGUCAUGCUCUUGUUCUGAUUAAACAUCGUAACAACUAAAUGAAAAGCAGACAACGACCAAUAUCUCUCUCUAUAACACUAGUGCAGCCAGUUAAGUAGUGAAUGAAUCUUAUAGUCUAUGGGGCACCUACAUAUUCAAAGCUGCACGUUAAUUUAGAAGGCCAAACUAAAUUAGGAAAUCACAGUAGGUUAAAUAAAUUAGUAUGCACACACAUUGCAGCAGAUUUUAAAAGCUUGCUAUAGCUGCAACUGUGAUAUUUCAAUGAGGUCACCAGUGAAACUGCACGAUAAAUGUCCUCUUUUAUUGGUUUUCGCAUCAACGCCAACACUCUUUAAGUUAAAAGGUAAGGGUUAGCUAAGGACUUACUGCCAUAAAGGAAGAAAGAAUCAAAGUGUGCUUGAUUUCACUGCUGCCUAAAGGUGGGCGGCAACAUCUUUGUCCCUUGGGGGGACAUGCCCCUCCAUUGUUCUGCUUCCCUGUAAGAGGGGCCAGGACAGGUUAUGCUGAGGUCCGCAUGUUCUGUGCAAUAAAAUUGCACUGCACUGAUGAAGCAGGCAGGGCAUUGCCAGACAUGAGACAAUUAUGCAAGUUAAAUAAAUAAAUACACAAAUAAAUACUAAAGAAAUGGCAGAAUUGCUUGCCAAGUGGUGUCCCAUCUCUCCCCAUUGUGCAUGAUACAAUGAAGUUAAACUACUAAAGAAGGGCUCAGGGAAUUACGCUGGAAUUUGCUACUGGGGGCUGUGCUGAAGAGGCCCCUUUUGGGAACUGUUUAUACCAACAGCUCAAGGAAGCCCUAGAAGAGAAAAAUGAAGAGGUGCAGGGAAAUAUGUCUUGAGACAAUGGCUAAAACAAACACCAUUAGAUGUACUGCGAGAUAAGUAAGGUUCAACUCCAUUUUUGCAAUUCUGGCAACAUCUACAGGAGAUAAGACAACCGAUUUAAGAAACCUUCAGCCAACAGUUAAAUCUGAGCAUGAAAACUUCACAAAGCCAUUGCAUAGUAGUUUCAAAAUACAUCAGUGUUUUUUCCCCAAAUAGCACUACUGAUAUGAGUUGGCAAGCUCUGGAACUUGCCAGCAAAUAUGCGACCUUGGCUGUCUGACGAAAGACGGUGGAAGAUCCAGCGUGGAUGCCAGGAACAUACUAAAAGCUCAGCACUUCAUGGCACUUGGGUGACUUGAAGCAUCCAAAGGAACACACAUCUCAACCUCUGACUAUUCCUCAAGGUCCCAGAAGAAGAAUAUUGAAGACACAGUCCAUAGGACUUUCACCUCUCCGUUCCACAUAUGCCCGUGCCUCAAAACAGAAUAAAAAUGUAAUUUCAUAUGCUACUAGUGCUUUAAACACCUUGUUCUAAAGUUGUAAAAACAACAAUGUACAUUAUGCAUUUUUCUCCAGGAGCACCAUGAAGCAGAAAGUAGUUCUGUUCAGGGAACAAAACCUGAAGGGAACAUGGAAGCUGCCUUAAUCAGAAUCACAUUCACCGUACCGUCUGAACCUAUUUGCCUCAGCUCUCCAGGAUUUCUAUCCCAGCACUGCCUGGAAAUGCUGGGAAUCUGGGACCUUCUGCCUUCAAGACAGAUGCUUGACUCUCAUGUUCUUCUACAGCACAGGAUUCUCCGGCAAAUUGGAAUAAUAUUGAAGAACGAAGUCAUGGCAGGCCUAUGGAACUAUGGAACAGAAUCCUCUAUAAACAUAAGCGAGAAGGAAAAAUGGAGAUGGGCACAAAUCUAUUCAAAUUAUGUCAAAUGGUCUGAGAAGCCCAUUAAAGCAUUACACAAAAACCAACAAGGCAGGAAGGAGUGCCACGUCCUUAUGGAGCGGGGGUCUGCCUUACACAGCAACAUCUUAAGCAGGUCUUAACCAGGGUCUAGAAUCCACUGAUAAAUGCAGCAAGGGAAAUGGAACAAUAACCUUCCUUCCCCCUGCAUCUGUAGCAGCUCAAAUGGCUAUGCCCGAUCAUCUUCCCACCCUGAAACUGUGUUUCAUCAAUUGUCCAUCUGGAAGAAGCAGCUACAGCUAAGGCAGGGGACAAACAUUUGGUUUACAACACCUGUGGUAUGCUACAGCCAUUACAAACUGGCGUUCUGUAGGAACAUUCCCACUGCAGAAGGCAGCUGCAAUGGGAAUGGGGGAGGCUCUGGAGAGGAUGCAAAAGUGAGAACUAAUAUGUAGUUACGACAUGUUUAUCCUGACCUUCCCCCAGGGAGUCAGGGCAGCGGAGGUGGAUCUUUCCUCAACCUCUCCUAACAACCUUAUGAGGUAGGUAGGUUAUGCUGAGAGAGUGUCUGGCCCAAGAGUCACCCUGAGAACUUCACAGCUGAGUGGUGUGACACCACACUGGCAAUGGGAGGGCAGGCUGUGGGUGCUGAGGCCCACAUUCACACAAAGCGGUCUUCAGGGAAACAAAACUUCUCCUCAGCCUGCAUGGACAGAGACAGAUCAUGCUCUUGGAAUCUACCACUAUUUGCUAUCCUCUUGAACACAGAAACAUCCAUUUCCAUGUGACAUAGCAACUGCUGGGAAAUAACAUCAAUCUCUGAACUGAUCAUGGCAAUUAUCCAUGUGCCUGAGCAGGCAGUGAAAUGAUUAUAGUACACAAAGUAUGAUCCUAUUAUUUUACUUGCUGCAUCAAACUGCUGAAAUGGACCUUAAAGAUCAGACUUCAUAUGGACUGAUUGUCAAAAGGUGCGCCUCAACAGAAAUCUUAUUUCCUGUAAUUUCAGGCUGUUUCUGCUUUUAAUUUUUGCAGAUUUAGGAUGCUUUCCAGAAUUUGUUGCAUAAGCACAUAAGCACUUUAAGUAGAUGGCAAAUACUUCCGCAACCCCACACAUGUAGAAUUCCAGCUGGAAUAUGGUACAUGACAAAGAAUCUGGCUACUCCUAUAGAAUCAUCUCUGCCCUGCUUUUUCUGGCAGGGCGGGGGUGGGAGAGAAGGAGGAAUGUAUAUUUCUUGUUCCCAUGGUUGUGACACGCUACUGCAUGAACCUUGGCCUUGUAAGUGCUUCUUCCAUCACGAACAUACAAAACUCAUAGAACGCAGAGAUGUGCACUUGAGUACCCUGGAGAAAAUGAGAGGAUAGUUCUACCAAUAGCUAUUAACCAGGAUAGCUAAGCAGAGGCCAUAUACCAGUACAAGAUGCUGAGGUCAAACAGCAGGGAAUGGCACUUCCCUUCUCCCUGUGAAAGCUGGACCAGUUGGACUUUUGGUCUGAUCCAGCUAGGCGCUUUUUAUAUUCUUAUUCAGGAAAAAGUGCUAGCAGAGCCCACCAAGAGCCCCACCAUUUCAAGAAGAGGAGCUUGUUUGCUUGUGUGUCCUUCCACCACUGUGACUUCCAGUUACAUUCUCACUCUGACCUCUGCCCAGCCCUCUUCACCCAUCCCUCUUUUAUCCAUAUUUUUCUUGCCAACUUGCUUCUUGUCCCCAAAUUAUAAUUUUUCAAACAAAUUCAAAGAUCAGUUCAGAGCAAACAGAAAAUGUAUGUAAAAUAAAAUUUACAUCUAUCAUAUAUUUUAUUCCAAGCACAGGUCACAUUUGAAUGGUACAGGAGGUUUCUGUUUUCCUGUUUAGGAACAAAAUAAAAUUAUGCUGCAUAUAACCUUUAGUGAUCUUUAAUAUCCAAGGCCAAUGUUUUUUCUUCACUACCAAUAUAACAUGUUUGACAAAUUUUCUUAACUGUGCUUUUAUUUUAAAGAGCUAAUCAUAUUCAAAAUGAAAGCAUAAUGUUAAAUAAUGUACAUAAUUUAGUCUAAUUUGCAUAAAGUCAUUUAUUAGCAUAAGUUUAUAGGUGCAAGAUUUCAUUUUCUCAAGUGCAAACAUACCAACUAGUCCCAACUAUAUUACUGAUUUUCCUCUAACAGACUCAUGAUUCAGAUAUCUGAUCCAUAGCAGGUCCCUGAACUGCGUAACACUGAUUCAACUAUGUAGAUAUGACAUUAUCUCCCGGGAGUUAUGCUGUAGCCACAAUAUGUAAUAUAAGAAACAAUUUUCAAAUAGACUAGAUUUUAACCCAGGAAUAUUAAAGCAACUGGUUCCAGCCAUUUUUUCAAUAAAAGAAUCCACAGUCUACCAAGUCACAUACCAAUCUGGAAGAUUAAUGGUUCCCUAUUAAUGGUUCCCAGUCAAACUUCGGGUCUUUCUAUCCUUCCCAGCUAUGACCCCAAAGCUUUUAAAUUCCACUUAAACUAACUUGGUUUGUUUCUUUAAUUGAAUCAAACAGCUAAAUUUUGUUCAACAUGCAUAGCUGGUACAAUCUGGUACAAUCUUGUGCCAAAUCACGGACAGUAUUUUUUUUUAAAAGAGGAAGUUUUGCUUGGCCAGAACAUAGAACCUGUUUGAAUCUGGCAGAUUCUGGGUUGUUGCUGUUUUUAACUGGGCAUAGCAGUUCCAUUGGUGUUAUACUGAAACAGAGAAUCUGCACAUAAAAAAAAAUCCCACUAACAAGAAAAAUAAUGUUUAAAAACUUAAAAUUCUUGGCAAUAAUUAUCUUUAAAAUGUGUGCAUACUACAAGUUCCUAUUUGACAAAGAAGUCUGUGUUAUUGAAAAACCCACACACUUGUCAAUACUUUUGCUCUUUUCCUGCCAUUCUUAAGGCUCACACAGGGUUUUUGGUAUGCACACUGAGCUCUGCGCCAGAAAAGGCAGCUCCGUUCCCCGGAAAGUUCCAUAUGCAAAGAAAGAAGGGUUCCCAACUGUUUUAGAUAGCAUUUUCCAAUAUCAAAGGAAUAAAGUUACCCCUGCUCAUGUUGAAAGCUGGCCUAAGCACCCCUCAUUCCUCAGGAAGAACAUAGCAACAACCAGGGCAUCUUGCUAUAAAUAGAGACAGUUCUGCUGGCUGGCUUUUUAUUUCAUUUUCUGCUCCAUAGUGCUACUUGCCUGCUUAAAGCCAAAAGAGGUAACUUAGAAAUGCAGCCCAGCUGUGGGCAGGGUUAUUGCCUAGGAAAGAGAUGUGGCCCACAAUACUGGUCUCCAUCAGCCCCAGUCAGCCUAGCCAGUUAUCAGGGACCAUGGGAACUGCAGUCCAACAAUACCUGGAAUACACCUGGCUGGCUACCAGCUUAUUAAGGAGAGAGAUUGAAAGUCACACGCAAAGCCAACAGAUGUGUUCCGUAUUUCUAACACACAUCAGCAAAGCUCCGUUUUGCCCCCAUGUAUAGUCAGUGGGGCUCCGUUGCCAUUUCCAACCCAGAAACAGAGUGCAGAGUAAACCAGCUCCAUGGAGAGCCAACACAGCCUGGUGCUUUAAUCCCCAGGUUAGAGACUGCUGCAAACAGCCAUUCACUCUGCCGGACAUGACUUUGAACAGCCAAGAAAGGCAGAGCAGCCUGGCGCAGUGAUUGACUCCGUCCACUCAGUUAACUGACUCUACAUCUGUUCACCAACAAUUGCUAGUUGCCGUCAGUGAACAAGCAAGCAGCAAAUUGCACAACUGUUCUACACAAUCCCUACCUCUCUUUUAACAAACUCUAGCAUUUAUUUAAAAGUAGAAUUUACACAAUUGCUCCACCUUCAUGAGAAAUUUAUUUUACCAUGUUUCCAUUUCAUGGUAAUAACUUGAAGCUUGAAGCAUCGAACACUGGACUAAUAUCCCGAAUGGUCUGUAACUGCCACAGAAAGAUAUAAUUGAUCCUAACCACCUUUGUUUCUGUGGGGUAACUUGGAAUAUUUUAAAAUUCAUAUUUAACAGGCAUCGCCCUGUAUAUACUUGCUGUUUUAAGGAUGUGUGCACACAAAGGGGGGAUUAAUCUGGAUUAAGACCAUUUUUACAAUAAAUCUUCAAGCCACUUUAUGACAACACACAGAGAGGCACUGAAGUAUAAACCCACCGUCACCUCUAAGGUAUGCUGUGAAAAAUGCAUCUGACACUCCAAAGUAGUAAAGUACACAAUCCAAAGGUGCUUUAAAAAACGAAAAUGGGCACGUAUUUCCACUAGAAAUUGCAGGAAAAUUCUGACUGCUGGGAAAGUGCCAGUUAUUUCAGUUUGUCUCAUCUGAUCAAACUCAGGGUUGUAUCCAAUGCUCAGCAAGCAGACCCCUCUUGCACAAUGGGAUGUUCCCUUCCUCUCCUCCCACUGUGCCCGCCCCCAGAGCUGAUUUUGAGAGAGCAUGGGGGGCUGCAGGGGAGAAGAGAGGAAGGGAAAGUUCAGCUCUGCAAGUGGAAAUCUUUUGAGCUAGAAGAACUGGAAUGCCGGAGACCACCAUCGCAAUCCAAUCCCAUAUACGCUUAAUCAGCAACCUCAACUAAGUUCAGUGAUGCUUACUCAAAGGUAAGGACAUAGAAUUAUAAUCUACAUUUCAUAUCAUUGUUCUCAACUAUACACAUAUUUGUUUCCCAUUUCAGCAGUGAUAUGGUUCAGAAUUACAUCAAAGUCACUCUAUUGCUUUUGGCAAGACAAAGACAUAGCAGCACGCUCAGGGAGAUAACUGCAAUGUUUCACAUUCUGAAGUUUAUUAUUACUUUAUUUUUACUGUUUUGCAAGCACAGAGCUAUGAAAUUGAUCUUUCCCCUCUAGAGACAAUUGCCAAGGCAAGCAAUCAAGUUUUCUUGGCCUUUUCUGGAACAGAAGUGGGGGAAACUGGCCGAAUCCAGGUAAUAUUAGUUUUUACUAAGUCCCAUGGAAAAGAAUGAGACACAUUAUUCACUAUAACUAAAUUCUACCUGGAUGUGGGCCAUUAAUUAAUGAGGUAUGAAGAUAUGAAAGGGUUUCACUUCACUUCUCCUUUGAAUCACAGUUGAAAUCUGUUUCGCAAGGGUAAAAACAUGUAGCUGCACCAAACAGAAAAGCAGAUUGCCAGCUCAUCUGCAUUUUAUAAUCCAAACAAAGCCUACAUUUGCCUUCCCUGUGGCUGAGAUCACAGUAUAGUCAUCCCUUAGUCUUCCUAAGGGCACUGUGCCUGACUAGGCUAAUGCUACUGAUGGCAUAGGUCAUUAGCAGAGUCAAGGCUGAGGUUAUAGUAGUGAGCUUGGUAACUCUUGUGCUGUAGAAGCAAUUGUUCUGCAGUAGAAAAGGUUGUUAAAGGGUUAGUAUUGGCACAUGGUUUUCUUUCAGUUAUACGUAAGCCUACCACUGACAUUUGCUACUUUCUUUUGAAAAUCACUAGUAACACACAGGAAUGAAUAUUGCUACACAAAGCAUGAAGAUGUGUUUGGGCAACAAAACCAGCCUUGCAAAUGAGCCCACAAAAUGUGUUAUGCACCCACCAGCCCACACAUACAUGUGUUAGGGCUGUAUCCAACUAAGUUUUACUCAGAGUAAACCAACAUAAAAUAAUGGGCCUAAGUUACUCAUGUCUUUUAAUUUCAAUGGGUCUAGUCUGAGUAGGUCUAACACUGGCUACAACCCUUGGUCAUUUGCAGUCUAGAAAGAAAAAGAACCAACUUCAGGAAAAAAAGAACUGACUCAGGUCUCAGGUUCUGAAUUCAGGGUAUCCAGGGGAAAGGAUAAAGUUGCAGGGUAGAGACAAGGAAGUGGGCAGGCUAUUUUCUGUAUGGCUUGAAGAGAUUUUGUUAUUUGCUCUGACCACCCUCAUAUCCAGCAGACUCUACCCUGAGCCACCAAGCAAAGCCAAAUUCUUAUCCUAACUGGCUGGGAACCAUCCUCUUUAGUCACCAAUUGGCUCUGUCCUCUGGUCUGCCAGCCACCUGCCCUUCCAUCUCAGGUUCUGAACCUCGGACAACAAGGCUGAUUAAAGCACCUGCCAUUUUUAUACUCAGUAACGAAUCGAGGCCAGCUCCAUGCUUGAGGGAACUCUUAGUAAAGAUGCUUUCCAGUGGGACCUUCCCUUACCUGGCCACGGUGGCAGCUGUAGGUCUGGAUCAGUACCAGAUGACACAAUGCCCCAGAGCAACUCUACAUUAGGGCCCUGUGAGAAAUUUACAUGGCAGCUCCCAGACUCAGCCACUCUUUUAAAGGGUGGCUGGGUUCCAAAGCACACCUCGGAUUGGGCCCUGCUAGGGCUUGGCAGCUGCUCAAGGAGGGCAUGUACUUUUGUCAGGCCUGACUGGAAUAAUGCAAAUCACAGCUGCUUGAAUACAUUCAAGUAAUGUGUAUGUUUUAUUUGGAUGUACAAUUUAAAUGCAUUUUUUCCUGCAGGAUUUCUGUUUCUUUUCAUUCUCAUUUAUUCUGCCACACAUCAAGAAAAAGAAGGUGACACACAGAUAAAAGUGUACUAUCAAGAUCCUCUAGAAUACUGGAAGAACUGCUCCUUCCUCUAGCUCCAACAUUAUUAAUGGAAACCACAAACAGGAAUCUCUCUCUUUUAGAAUCAGGGCUAGAAACUUGCUCUUUGAAUAACAAAAAUCUCAGGAUUUUUUGGCAACGAUUAAAUUUUGCUAAGAGAGUAUCUGAAAGCCAAACAGGUCUAGAUCCCCCAAGUCCUUUGUACACAUAUGCACACACAAAAUUAUGAUCCCUGGUUCUAUUCCUUACAGUUGCUGUUUGGACAUAAUGCUAAAUUGUGGUCUAGCGUUACAAGAAUGAAAUACAGAAAGUCUUGCGCUCCCAUACUUCCUUCUCCCUCUCCUCCUUCAAUGCAGCUAAAAGAAAACUAGAAGGUUCAGUUUUAGAUAACCUGACCUUUUUCAUAGCAUCUAAAGUUUAAAUUGUGAUUAAUCUUAACCAUAGUUCACUGAAGCAAUACAAUGUCAUGGACUAUGGUUUGAAGUCAGCCUGUAUGAACAAAUCAUAGUUAAGAUUCAUCAGUUUGUGUUCAGACAACAGGUCAACUUCCAAGCUAAUCUGAAACAGAACAACUUGUGAACUCAUUGUGGCUGCAUCAAAAGAUGGGUGGGAGAGAAUGUGGGAACUCAAGGCUUAUGCAGACUUUAACUCAUAAUACCAAAUGAAGAUGUAGUGUUACAUCUAAAUGAGGUCAAGAACUAUAGCUACAAGCAGUAAACCUCCCUUCAGUGAGAUCUGGGCAAGAAUAUUGGCUCCUUCGCAUGCAAUUAGAAAUGAUUAAUUUCUACAGUGGCAAGUUAAAAAAACACCUUUCACAAGCUUUAUUUUUCUUCUACAACUAAGCCUAGGCUAAAAUGUAAGAAGUGCUUAUUGACUCUGGCCAGGCUAAAUAGAGAGGAGUCUUACCAGCAAGCAGAGAAUUGUUGCAUGAUGAACCCGGAUUUCUUGGCUGCUCCUCAGUUCACAGUAUCAGUACAGUUACAACUUGUUCAAGAAACUCACAGCUCCAUGAAUACCACAUUCAAUAUUCCACUUCAACUCUUUGCCACCUAAACUUGGAUGGAUUUUGCUGCAAUUCUGCUUUUGAAAAAAUUCUUCUGUAUAGCCAUCACCUACACCAUCACCAGCUCAGCAGAUAAACUUCCCCAUUAUAACUAUAUAUAACAUAUGUGUAGAUAAAUAAAUGUAUGCCUUACAGUUUGGUAAUAUUUUUAAAGUUCUAUUUUUAAAUGCUUAAAAUCUUUGUAUAAGUAACUAGAAAUAUUUUCCAAUGCUCUUGAGUGUAAUUUUACUCUUUUUGGUAAAUUUGAAAGCUAUAACUAAAGCAGCAUAUAUAUUUGUAUCUCUCUAUUACCCUCCCUGCUUCAGUCCAAAUGAGAGAGUGUAUGUGUGUGAGUUUGGGAGGGUCUCAUCCAACUCUUUAAAGCUUUUAUGAGUUGACCUUUAUUGGUGGUUUCCUGUCUUCUGACCACAAAGAGAAAUUCAUUCUACUCCCCACCUUACAGAGAAGUGCACCCUUGGUGCUGUGAGGUGGGGAAUAGAAGGAAUUUCUCAGUUAACACCAAACAAUGAAAAGGGGGGGGGGUUAAACAAGUUUUCUGCUUUCAUUCAUUCUUUCAACCAAAACAUGAAUUAAGAAAAUAUCCUCAUUUUUACAAGAAGGCCAAUUAUUAGUACAAAGCACAAGCUUGUUUACCACAAGGCCAUCUCUCCCUUCCCAUUAUGAUAGCAUGAUUUCUCCCCUCCCCAUUUUGAUACCUUCCCCAAUUAGCUUGCUUUUUCAUCUUAUCAGCUAUUUUCUUGAGAUCCACAUCAUCUGCUUGGCAUGAUACCAGCUUUUUUUUUGUACAUCAAUACAACGCAACCCUAAAGCAGAGCUUGAACUGCUGCUUAUUUUGCAAGUCUCAAACAAAAGUUCAAGAGAUUUGCCCUCCCAUGCCUGCAUCCUUACACUAACAAGCAAUAUAUUAGGAAACAUGAGGCAAGUGCAUAUUUGCUGGGUUUGGCAGCGGCACUGUUAUCUUCCCAGUAAACUCAUGUGAAAAAUACUACAAAGGCUCAAGGAAGAGCUAUCACUGCUUGUAGAAAACUGGAAAGUGAGCUUUCUGAAUUAUUACUAAUGCAUAUUUUUUUGCAUUUUUAAUAUAAAAAUACCAAAUAGAGAACCAUUCUUAGACAGUCAACCCAUAAUCCCCUCCAAUGGAAUUUGAUUAUUUUGAUAUACAAAUAUUGCUGUUAUAUUAGAAGGGAGGCAAAAGAUGACCUUUGAGGCAAAGCCGCUAUUUAAACAAUUAUUCAUGACAGGAAACCUCAUCCUACCUUUUCAGUCUUUGCAGAGCCCAGAAAUUGAGCAAGAAUUGCAAAGUGUUCUGCAUUAUCCACAUUUCACAACUGAAAAUAUCUCCCACCAAACAUGGCAGAGCUUCACAGCUACUACCGUCUUUUUCGGUAGCUUACUUAAUUAAAUAUUGUGUCACCUCUAAAAUACUGAUCAAAAGAGACUUGCCUCAUCACAAACAGGCAAGACCACACACCUAGAAUGGGCAAGCCAAGACACAAAACAGAAAGCCCUUAAGUAAUGGGUCAAUUUUAAAAAGACACGCCAAAAUAAAAUGAGAUAAAAUACACUCAGACAAGUUAGGUUCUACCAGGACAACCAUUCUUCUCAAAAAUAAUUACCUGGAAGAUUAUUUUGUGAGGGGGAGGGGGAAAGAGAGAGGGAGAACUAAUUUUUGUCCCCAUUACUUCUUCAGUGGCACAACUACUGUGAUGAAUAGAGAUACUGGUGCUCUGCACUCAUCACAGCUAGACCUCUACAGCCCACAGGACCACAGGGUCUGAUGCCAAGAAAAUGAAAAAGCUGUCAUUCCUUGAUCACUACUGGAUAUUUUUUUUAAAAAAAGCUUCUCCCCAUCCAAAAAAAAGCUGUCAAUCCCUGAAUCGGAGGUUAGUUGACCCAGUUUUUGUCUCGUCCCCUCAAAAGGAGAUGAGGAAAAGGAGGUGAGCUUUUAGCACUUUGUUUUCAUAUCAUUUCUAUUUUGGCAACAUCUUGGGAGCUUCUUUGUCCAGCGGCGACAUUGCACAAAUGAGAACUCAAGCUCACCGUCUCAAGGGGAUUUGCUCACGGACUGAGAGGAUCCCUCUCACCCAUUUUGCAUUCCUCUUCAGUCUGGCCCAGUGGUGGACACAGAUCCCUGGGCUGUCUCCCCCGCCAUAUUGGCUUCUUCCCGAAGAGGCGAUUCCUCCUCCGCCUGCCCUCUUGACGUAACUGUGGUCUCUGGGGAGAUGCUGUGCGGCCCCUCCAGAGGCAUGCAGCCAGGAUGAUUCUUACGAAAGUGCUGGUUGAGGAUGGCCUGGAAGGGGAAACUCUUCCCGCAGACAUGGCAGUGAAAGGGUUUGUUUCCUGUGUGUUUGCGGAUAUGGUACUCCAACUGAUCCUUGCGAGUAUACUUUUUGCCGCACAUACGGCAAACAAAGGGUGUGAUGCCCAUGUGGAGCCGCAUGUGCCGGUCCAGGCUACCCUUCUGAUUGAAGGAUUUGGCACAAUAGAUGCAAGUGAGACGUGGGUUGUAGCGAAACCACCUCUCAGAUACUUCCUGUUCACGGAGAUAUUCAACAUAGCCACUCACUCCAACUAUAGCAGACUCCUCCACCUAGAGAGAAAUAUUACAGACAAGCAGUAAAGAUAAUGAGCUAGUUUGUAUGUGGGAAGAGGGUCAUUUUUCUCUUCUGAAGAGAUGGCUGUAAGUUUCUUUGGAUCUAAAGUUUCUCUGGACCUAAAGAUAACAAGAGUGCUUGUGUGGUGUGGGGGCUACAGUGUGGGGCUUAAAACUAGGAAAACCCAUGUUCAAAUUCCCUCUCAGGGCCAAAAUACUUAAUGAGAUUGAUAUGCACUGCUUAGUUAAAAUAUUUAGGUGGUUUACACAAAACAGUAUAAAGCGUUAAUUAAAAAUAGCUAUAAGAACAGCUAUAAGAACAAUCAAUAUAUAGAUAAAAUCAACAGAUUUAAAAAAUAAAUGUAUAUCAUUUGUUCCUUUCCUAUCUCUCAAACCCUCGUUAUUUGCAGAGAUAACAAAUCUUUUUAUCGAAGGCAACAAUGGGGUUAUGGAAGAGAUAAGUUGUUCCCAUUCUUAGACCAUCUACAUUUUGUUCAUGAGCAGAAAAAUAAGCAAAUUCAGGCUGGAAGUCAAAAGAGCUGUACAGAAUGAUGGAUCUAUAUGAACAAGGCCUAAGUCCCCCUUGGACUGCAGCAACACACUCUACAUGGGGCUACCUUUGAAGGUGACUUGGAAACUACAAUUAAUUCUGAAUGUAGCUGCCAGACUGCUGACUAGGAGCGGCCGCCAGGACUAUAUAACACUGGUCCUAAAAGACCUACAUUGGCUCCCAAUACAUUUCUAAGCACAAUUCGAUGGUGUUGGUGUUGACCUUUAAAGCCUUUAACACAGUGAUGGCCAAACUUGGCCCUCCACCUGUUUUGGGACUACAACUCCCAUCAUCCCUAGCUAACAGGACCAGUGGUCAGGGAUGACGGGAACUGUAGUCCCAAAACAGCUGGAGGGCCAAGUUUGGCCAUCACUGCCUUAAUGGCUUCAGCUCUGUAUACCUGAAGGAGCGUCUCUGCUCCCAUUGUUCAGCCUGGACAUUGAGGUCUAGCUUUGAGGGCCUUCUGGUGGUACCCUCAUUGUGAGCAGUGAAGUUAAAGGGAACCAGGCAGAGGGCCUUCUUGGUAGUGGUGCCAUCCCUGUGGAUGCCCUCUCAUCAGAUGUUAAAAAAGAUAAAGAACCACACAAUUUUUAGAAGACAUCUGAAGGCAGCCCUGUAUAGGGAAGUUUUAAUGUUUUUUUGUUUUAUUAUGCUUUUAUAUUUGUUGGAAGCAGCCCAGAGUAGCUGGGGCAACCCAGUCAGUUGGGAGGGGUAUAACAACAACGAACAACAACAACAACAACAAGCAACAUUACCACACUAUUUGGAAAACCUCUAACAAUGUGAAGGCAUCAUGGGAAGGGGGCCUUGGGACUGUAAUUCCACAAGAAAGGUGGAAUGAUAUGUGGAAUAACUAACCAACAGGAGUCUGUGUUAGUAUACCACUGGCAUUUGACUCUGGGGAAAAUGCAUUACAUAAACAACACUCUGUCACUAAUGUGUUGGAGGGGAUGUGUAACACCAACAUUCUGUCUUCUACCUAUGGUUGCAAAACUACAAACAGAAGUUCUUCCACAGGACUCCCGCUGAUGAGGUUUGCCAGCUGAAUCCAGAUUUAUAUUAAUAUAUUUUACGCAUAAGUAGAUGCAGCUGCAAUAAUGGCAUUCAUUUCUUCCAUUGUUUAUUCCAUCUCCAUUUUAUUCCUAUUUUAUAGCUGUCUUCUUCUGUAAUUUUCUAGAAUGCAGUUCUGCUCAUUUCUUGUAAAGUGUCAUAUUCAUGGAUAGUGCUAUACAAACAGAAACUCAAUAAAAUGUAGUGUUCAUCAUUUCUUUGCUUUAUGAGUCUACUCAGCACACUUUUUACUUUUAGUGCAGGAUUCCUUAUCUGAUUCCCCUUUAUUCUUUUUUAUAUAAUAUUUUUUUAUAAAGUUUUAUAAAGUGUUCUGUUUUACAAUUUCAAAUAAACAUUUUAUAAACUUUAAAAUAUCCAAUGACUUCCCUUCUUCUCUUUCUAUGGUUCAUUUUACAUAUCAUACAUUCCUGCAUAUUUUACUAUAACCAUUCAAAUUAGUUUUUCACUUUUACAUCCAUCAAAAAUUAUUUACUCUGUUGAAUUUAUCUUAAUGCUGCCAGUGUUUUCAGCUGUAUACAAUUAUUUUCUACUGGGCUGCCCUUUCCUACUGGGCUGCCCUGCGCCUCCCAGCACUUUGCAACUUUACUUGAUUUGUUCAGUGGUAAUAUUUUCUAAUUCUGUGCUAAUUUACUUCUGGAUUUGGCUGCUGUUAUGGACAAGUUAUAGGGUUGCCUUUUUCUUAAUGAAUUGUUAUGAUGGAAAAAAUGGAAUAAAAACGUUAUGGAGAACUGUUCGGUGUGAAUUAAGAUUUUCACACCUAUGGUUUUUACUUUCGGGGCUUUGGCUUAGAGUCGUUCUCUGGAUUUUUUCUGUUUAUUUCAGAAAAUGCAUUUGUUUCAUAAAAUUUACAUACCACUUGACUGUAACCCCACCCCUGAAGCAGUUUCCAUGUCAACCAGACAUUGUCACAAGUCAUCAAUAAGCUGCAUUUAAGACAGCGUAUGCUACAAAAUAUGCUUCCACCCCUCCCCUAUGGUGUUACUCUGUUAUUUCAUUGGUGUUGGCUUAGCCAUAUUACCUCCCCACCCAUAUACAGGUCCUAUUCUUUUUACAGAAGGUCAAGACAAAUGGGGUCCAUUGAAUUUCCCUUGAAGUUCCAGAACUGCAAACUACUACCAAGGAAAUUCUCUUUCACAGUCAGAAACUGCUGUGAUUUGAGCACAGUUGCCCUGCAAGGUGCAUUCAUUUACAGUGGCAUGCAUGUGCCAUUCACUUAUAAACACAGCCGCUUCCCUUAGUGCACAUGUGAGUGCUACUUAUGCCCAUACUGCAUUUUUCUUGGUUUUUUAAUCCUCCAAUUCUGUCAACUGGCCAAGAGGCCAAUUUUUACUGACCUGUAUAGUUUUGGCUGGUUGGUAACCAUGACUUUGGACACAUGACCAACCACAUGUUUUUUCCAAAUAGGCUGAUGGUCUUGUCUCCAGUUCUUUAUUGAAAAGUAUUAUGUCCUUUACUGUAGGUGUUGAACAAUAGUACUGAGGGACUGUGGUUGAGAAAUUCUAUUAGCUUUGAACCAAAUUAAAUAAUUAAACAUCUGAAUAUGUUGUCUGGUAGAAUGUGAGAUUUCAUAGAGCCUUUUCUAUGUCCCACGUUUCAGGAGAAGCCAGAAUUAUCUAGGGCACUCAUUAAUGAUUGGGUGGCAAAUAAAACAGAGAAGCUCAUCAAGAAUGUGAUCCCGGAAGGAGGCAUUGAUGCCCUCACCGUUUUGGUACUAGUCAACACUAUUUACUUUAAGGUAUGGAAAAGUCACAAGAGUGACAUGCCUGAACUGAUGGUUUAAAACCCACUCACAGAGGGAAGAGGGGCUGUUGAUGGAAGGAGAAAAUUAUUUUCUGAAACCAAGCCUAGCUAUGUUCCUGACGGCAGUGCGUGUGGCAGCCAUGCCCCAUGAUGAUGCUGGCUUCACAAAAUUGACUGAGAGGCCGAUGGCAGGAAUAUAGCUAGUCUGCAGAGUGGAUGAGGAGCCAGUUGUGAGGGAGCAUUGUCUGAUUGCCUGCCCAACCUUAAAAGGCAUAAUUGUAAACAUCAGUGGGAAUGGAAGUGAGAUCAUCAGUUUGUGUACCUGAAGCCUGUUUCUGUCAUGAUCCCUCUCAGUGGGCACUCGCUCAAGACAUCUGAACACGAAAUAGUUACUUCUGAACCUGUCUUAACAAAGAUGGGGUUCCCCCCCAAAUCUUCAGAUGCUUUUGUGUAGAUCCCAAUCCAUUUCAGUGAUGCAGAGCCAUGUGUGGUAAUUAUUCCAGAUUAAUAAUUUCCUCGUAGGGAGUAAACCUGCUGGGUAGUCCAGAUCCCUGGCUUCUGACUGAUUGUUCGCUUUAUUUUAAUGCAUUAACCCAGGGCCACUGGAAAUCAAAGUUCGAGCUCGAAAAUACAAAGGUGGAGACCUUUUACAGAACUGGUUCUGAGCCUUGCCCUGUGCCUACCAUGUAUCAGGAAGCGACAUUCAAGCACGCCUCUAUUGCAAGCUCCAAAGUGCAGGUCUUGGAGCUGCCCUACAAAGGAGAUGACAUCACCAUGGUGCUCAUCCUGCCCUUUGCACAGACCCCCCUGGCAGACGUGGAACAGGGGCUGACAGCCGAGAAGCUGGAAGGCUGGCUGAAUGUCCUGAGAGAGGUCUCCAUCUCAGUGCAUCUGCCCCGCUCCGUCUGGAGGACAGCUUCAGCCUGAAGGAGAAGCUAAAGCAGAUGGGUCUGAAGGAUCUUUUCAGACCAGAAGAUGCCAAUCUGCCAGGUGAGUCUUGAAGGGCUCCUGUGCUUGGAAAGAGGAUAGGAUGCCCCUCUGCCCUUCCAAGUAACCACCCUCAGCAUAACAUUUUAUGCAUAGAAACUCACACCUGGCAAAAAAUGUUAAAAAAUAAAGGGGGGGGGCAUUCCGUUUCAAAGAUCCUGGAGGUUAACAACUUGGAUUCCUAAGAUUCUCAUAUUUUAUUUCAAAGCAUAACAACUUUCUAGACCUCCUUAUUGUAAAAACAUCCUUCCUUGGAGGUUUUUAAGCAGAGAUUGGAUGGGCAUCUGUCAUGGAUGCUUUAGUUGAGAUUCCUGCAUUGCAGGGGGUUGGACUAGAUGACCCUUGGGGUCCCUUCCAACUCUACAAUUCUAUGAUUCUAUAUGUUGGCAUACCUGUGUUUGGUCUCAGGAAGUUCAUGGAGCUUCUACGUUCUGCUUGUCACUCUAAGAUCUGUAGUCACGUACUAUAUGUUCUCUGCCCCUUUAUUUACCGGCACCACUUCUCUUGUUGCCACACUGAUGCUGUCAUGAAAGAUCCAAAACCUUCAAAUAGUAAAGAUUGACUUCAAAAUAAUAUAUCCAGUUUUAACAAUCAUAUGCAAAACUUUGCUUAUAUGCUACCUCCCUGCCCCAGGCCACACACACAAUUUAUUAGGAAUAGCCUUGGUCUCAUUACCAUGAGAGACAAAAUAAAAGUAGCCUCUCCAGAUUUUCUAAGAAUGUAUACCAAAAAGUAAAUAAUAAGCACAUGGUAAAAACAACCCUAAUUAUAAAACUAAACAAACUUCUUUACAAUUAUAUUUUUGCCCUGGUUUUGAAAGCCCACCGUCCCCAGGUGUAUUUGAGCAUCUGGUGGAUAAAAUGAAAGUCUUGCCCUGAAACUCCUGAUUAUAUCAGGUGUUGGGGGGUGUCUUUGGCCCCCCAGAUUUUGCUGAACUACAACUCCCAUCAGCCUCAGCCAGCAUUAGCAAUAGUCAGAUGUGAUGGCAAGUUGUAGGUCAGCAACUUCUGGAGGCCAGAGAUUCCCCACACCUGGUUUAUAUGAUCCAUCAGUUCAGACCGUCAACAUGCAUACAAUCUCUAAGGUCCAGUUCAGAGAUCCAUCUUGUGCCACUUUGAAUUGGGGGAUAGAAGUCCAUCACCAUAUGCUGGAGGGCAUUCUAGCUACAGCCUGCUCUAGGCCUUCUAGUGCAUUCCUUCUCUUCUGCAAUCAAUUUUAGCCAGGUUUGUGAUGCAGCUGCUGCAGCUUCCUUCCUUCCUUCCCCUCUCUCUCUCUCUCUCUCUCUCUCUCUCUCUCUCUCACACACACACACACACACACACACACAAACACAUGGCUCCCACCUUUUGCAUCCUCUCUACAGCUUCUCAUGCAAUGAGAAGCAGUGCCAUAAGUGUAUAUAUUCCAUCACAGGGGUGCCAACUUGAAUAAAAUAUUUGAGGGGGGGCAGGUAAGCCCCACUCCGCAGAAUUGAUCACAUGAUGUGGCUGGUGCGCGCGCACACACACACACUCUCUCUCUCUCUCUCUCUCACCAUUUGCUGGUCAUUUCUCCACAGACUCAAUGCCUAAUAGCCACAUCAUAAACUCCCCAAUAGGCAGCUUGCACUCCCCCAAUUUAUACUGUAAUUUUACUGUAAUUCUUGUCUUUUUCAGGGAUAAUUUCAGGUGCCCGGAGGGAUGUUUUUGUAUCUGAAGCAUUCCACAAAGCCUCUCUAGAGGUAAGCUGGUGCUGUUCUCAUUGCCGCUUUCAACCACCUUUCAGGCAGCUCCAGCACUCACACACAGGGGCUAUCUCAAAGGCAUUUAUGUUGUAACAGGUUGUUUAGGAGAGACAUUUCCACCAUUGUAAGAGAAAAGGGCGGAUGCCUCAAAAUGGUGAUUGCCCACUAUAUACCUUCCAACAUUUGUCCGAUGAAAAUAGGGACAUCCCAUUGCUCCAACGUAUAUAAAAAUAUAAUAAAACAUUUAAAAACUUCCCUAUACAGAAUUGCAUUCAGAUGGCUCGGGUCAGAUAACUCCAUAUCCUCCAGCAUUUCUCCAGUGGAAAUAGGGACAGUCUAAGGAAAAGUGGGACAUUCCAGGAUCAAAUCAGAAACUGGGACGGCUUCUCUAAAUCAGGGACAUCCCUGGGAAACAGGACACUUGGAGAGUCUGCCACUAUACUUUUGAGCAGCAUAUGUAUAUAUUUCAAAAUCUGCUUCCCAAGUAAUCAGGGGGGCACCUAUUUAGUUGAUUAAUCUAACCAGUUAGUAAAUGAAACAUGCAACCCUAGUUAUGUUCUCAAGGUAUAGGGCAUUAUGGAAGAAGAAAGCCCUUAUUUCUAUUGGUCUCCAGUGCAAUUGCUCUUGAAAACGUGUGGCCUAAAUUCUGUGCAUCUUUGAUUGGCAGGUGAAUGAAGAAGGCAGCGAGGCAGCUGCUUCCACAGCAGUCAUGAUCACAGGCCGUUCAUUUCCUUUGAACAAACUUGUCUUCAAUGCUAACAGACCUUUCUUGGUGCUCAUACGGGAAGUUGACAUCAAUGCCAUUCUCUUCCUGGGCAGAGUAGCCAAUCCCUGCUCUUAACACCUCAGGUUGUUUUUCAGUGGUCCUCUUCCUGUUUUGAAACAGCUAAUAAAAAGGUAUCAUUGCUGUAUCUCUCUUAUAGUAUGACAUGUUCUCAAAUUACAACUAAACCCAUUCUUACUCA